AUGGAUAUCCAUCGCUGUCGUUUCGUGCCUUACAAUCCGCAGGCGAUCAAUGCGCUCGCGUUCUCACACCCCCCCUCUGCAGAACUUGCUGGACGAGGUGUACCUACCUUGCGACUUGCCAUUGGUCGCGCAAAUGGCGACAUUGAGAUCUGGAACCCGAUGCGCGGCGCCUGGUUUCAGGAGACAGUCUUGAGAGGAGGAAAGGACAGGAGCAUCGAAGGACUUGCGUGGACCCUUGAUCCCCCCGAAGCCGGACCCGACGGGACCAAAAUCCCCGGCAAACUGCGUUUGUUCAGCAUCGGAUACUCGACUGUGGUGACGGAGUGGGAUCUCGAGCAAGGUCGGCCUCUGCGCCAUUUCAGCGGAAACUAUGGUGAAAUCUGGUGUAUCGCGGCACAACCAAGGUGGCAGGCUACGAAGCGCGGCAAGGAUGGGAAAUUGCUCCCCCCGGCUGAGGGAGAGUACACCGGGCAGCAUCUUGCGGCGGGCUGCGCCGAUGGCUCGAUUGUGAUCCUGUCAACUGCCGACGGGGACUUGAAGUUCCUGCGUCUGAUGCGCCCAUCUACGAAGAGAGCGAGAGUUCUCAGCGUUACUUUCCAAAAUCGCAACACAAUCGUGGCUGGGUAUGCUGACAGCUCGAUUCGACUAUUCGAUAUUCGCUCCGGACAGCUUCUGCGCACCAUCUCUCUUGGAAAGGGACCUACUGGAGGACCCAAGGAACUGCUUGUUUGGUCUGUCAAGUGUCUGCCCGACGGUACGAUCGUUUCUGGUGAUUCUGCAGGCGAGAUUCGAUUCUGGGAUGCCAAGAACUACUCCCUCAUCCAGCGGAUACAAGGUCAUAUGGCGGAUACGCUUGAUGUUGCUGUGAGCGCUAAUGGAGAUACGGUUGUCAGUGGAGGUGCGGACCAGAGAACGGUUGUGUACAGAAAACGAGAGGGCGAUAAAGGCGACAAGAAGAACAGAUGGGCUGAAGUGAUGCACCGCCGAUAUCAUACCCAUGAUGUCAAGACCUUUGCUGUCUAUGAAACGCGAGAUAUCAGUAUUGUUGUAUCCGGAGGACCUGAUGCAUCACCCGUGGUCCUGCCCUUGCGUGAAUUCGGAAAAGAACACCACCGGAAGCUAUCGAGUCUUCCCCAAAUUCCACAGGUGGCUUCGUCUCCUUCGUCUCGCUUGGUGAUGAGCUUCUGGGACAGAGAAGUCAGCAUCUGGCGCUUGUCUCGUGGCCCUACUACAGCACUUGACGCCCAGGAAGGUCAGAAGCACCGACUAGUAGGAAAGGUCCUGAUUCAGGGAGAAGAAAAUAUCACAUCAGCGAUGAUUUCCGUGGACGGCAAGAUCCUUGUUGUCGCUACAGUAUCCGAAGUGAAGGUGUUCUCCGUUCGAAGACGUAAGAGCGAUGACCGGGGCGCCCUGCGCAUACAAAAGUUGGAUUUGCCUCGCGCAUUCUCGGAGGAUGGAGCACGAGCUGUGGCCGUUUCACCGGACAGCCGAUGGCUCUGCGUGGUUCGUCCCAACAGCGCUAUCUAUCUGGCCAGAAUCAUACCUGCUUCGUCCCCACAGGAGAAGCCUCAGAUCCUGCCGCAGCUUGUGAAACUCAACAGAGCUACCCGGCACACUCGUCACGAAAAGGCUUCCCACGGUACGUUGGGGGAUUAUGAGAGGACUAUUCGCUGUGUGGCGUUCUCCGACGACAGCCGAAUCCUCGCAACGGGUGACCUUUCUGGCUGUGUGGACAGCUGGUCUCUGGAGAACGUGGAAGGCUCAUCUUCAAACGCUGUCUCCAAGCGCAAUGGGGCAGCGGACUCUGAUGACGAGUCUUCAGAUGACGAAGAGGAGGGCCCGGUGAUUGAAGGAGAGCGCUGGCAAUACACUGCUGCUGAUUCGCCUAUACCCAGACUCAAGUCCGGCGUGGUCCUCCUUUCAUUCCGCCCGCGGAGCCUAGCAGAAACGAAAAUGCUGACAAAUGGGGCCGACAUUCCCACCGCCGACGCCUCCAAGAGCGAGAGUCGAUUGAUGGCACUGACAAGCGAACACCAGCUUGUCGAGUUCGAUGCUCUCGAGGGCAGACUCUCAGACUGGUCGAGAAGGAACCCUAAGGCAUAUCUCCCCGAGCAGUUCAAGGGCGUCAAAGACCGCGCGAUGGGCUGCGUAUGGGAUUUCUCCGAGGAGCGCGAACGGCUUUGGCUGUAUGGUUCUUCUUGGCUAUGGAUGUUCGACCUGAACCAGGAUUUCCCCUCCACGGAAGAGAUGAAGGAAAUGGCCGACGGCCAGGAAGACGGGGAAGGCUCGACGCAGCUCGUCAAGGCGUCCUCAUCCCACAAGCGCAAGCGCGAGCAGCUGGAAGAUGACGAGAAAGAGCGAAGAAAGACGAACAGCGGCGCCGGCGACCGGAUGCCCCUCGCGCAGUCCGACGUGCACUUCGGCGCCAAAUACCGCAAGAUCGAAGGCCACGACGACUCCCAGGGCGAGUGGGUCUCCCUGGACAAGGAGCGCCCUAAGACCACAGCCGCAGACGAGGACGGCUUUGAGUACGACGAGGCGUCCGCCGCCAGCAACGACGCAACCCUCGCCCGCCUGCGCAGAGGCAAGCUCGCCGACGACGAGACCACCACCAGCACCCCGCGCAAGACACAGUCUCUCGGCGCCCGCGACAAGCUGCUCUCCCUCGUCAACAGCCUCAGUGACACCCCAACCCGGAAGCCCAUCGACGACAUGCUCGACACGCCCCAGAAACAGCUGGUGCCGUCAAACGGGACCCAGCCCGCCCGCCGGUGGUGGUACACAUACAAGUACCGAGACAUCCUCGGCAUCGUCCCCCUGCGGCCCCUCUCGGACGAUGAGCAUGCUAGCGAGAGCACAGACAGCAACAACAGCACAUUGGAGGUGGCGAUUGUCGAGCGACCCAUGUGGGACGUUGAACUGCCGGGCCGGUAUGUCAGAGACUACGCGUAG
This is a messenger RNA of Aspergillus clavatus NRRL 1, 2952 nucleotides long. It is a transcript of the gene ura7, whose product is annotated as small subunit rRNA maturation protein UTP4. The transcript is spliced from 3 exons. Gene Ontology annotation, molecular function: RNA binding; protein binding. Bases 1 to 2952 code for a protein of 983 amino acids. Gene Ontology annotation, cellular component: small-subunit processome; 90S preribosome; t-UTP complex. Gene Ontology annotation, biological process: maturation of SSU-rRNA from tricistronic rRNA transcript (SSU-rRNA, 5.8S rRNA, LSU-rRNA). The record is from RefSeq and is a predicted model, not a curated record. Lineage: Eukaryota; Fungi; Ascomycota; Eurotiomycetes; Eurotiales; Aspergillaceae.